UCCAUAUGCUUGCUUGCUGAAUAUAGGAGUUAUUGCUUGAUUGAUUGUUUGAAGAAAGAUAAGUUAUUGGGUUUGAUUACAUGUUGCCGAAAGAGGAAUAUGGCUGCAGGAACUGAUUUCUCACCUCCUUUCGUUGUUGCAUUAGACGGUGGUACUUUUAGUAAGGAAAAUGCAUCUGCACAAGAUGAACAUGAUAAUGAUGAUGAAGUUUUAGGGAACUCAAUCAAUUCUAAGCAUUUGAGAAAUGGAAGACCACCACGACACCUUUCUGUUAUGCGCCAUUCUAUGUCCACUGCUACUGAUUUGGAUUUGAGUGUAAGUUCUGUUGAAAACAAAUCAACUUCAUAUGGGACAUCAGAUUUUUUACCGGUUUUUCGAUCAGGAAGUUGUGCUGAGAAAGGACCUAAGCAAUUCAUGGAAGAUGAACAUAUAUGCAUAGAUAAUCUUUGUCAAUAUCUUGGCUCGAGUAUUGAGUUUACUUCUCCAGGAGCUUUCUAUGGGGUGUUUGAUGGCCAUGGAGGUACUGAUGCAGCAUUAUAUGUUAGAAACAACAUAUUGAAGCUUAUAGUUGAAGACUCUAACUUCCAUGGUUCGGUGGAGAAGGCAAUUGAAAAUGCUUUUAUCGAGGCUGAUCAUGCAUUUGCAGAUGAUGGUUCUCUUGACAUUUCCUCUGGAACUACUGCUUUGAUUGCUUUCAUUCUUGGAAGGACAAUGCUAGUUGCCAAUGCAGGGGAUUGUCGAGCAGUGUUAGGCAAACGAGGAAGAGCAAUAGAAUUAUCAAAAGACCACAAACCGAAUUCAACAUCCGAAAAACCAAGAAUAGAAAAACUCGGCGGUGUUGUAUACGACGGUUACCUUAACGGGCAACUAUCAGUAGCACGUGCACUCGGGGACUGGCACAUGAAGGGUCCUAAAGGUUCAAUAUGCCCCUUAAGUGCAGAACCUGAGUUACUAGAAACUGUAUUAUCAGCAGAAGAUGAAUUCUUGAUCAUGGGUUGCGACGGUUUGUGGGAUGUGAUGAGUAGCCAAUGUGCGGUAACAAUGGCAAGGAAAGAACUGAUUAUACAUAACGAUCCCGAGAGAUGUGCGAGAGAGCUUGUGAGGGAAGCCCUCAAACGCAAUACUUGCGAUAAUCUGACGGUUUUAGUUGUCUGUUUCUCACCUGACCCUCCUCCGCGUAUUGAGAUUCCUCAAACUCGAUUCAGGAGAAGUAUUUCGGCAGAAGGACUUAAUUUUCUAAAAGGUAUAUUGGAUAGUUCUUGAUUGCCUUGUCCCUGCCCCCUAUCGAAUGAAUAUUAUGCACAUAUUUCACGUUUGAGGAAUCUGAAGUGCUCAUAACCGAGUUUGAGCAAUUUCUUCAUGUACGAUGUUAUGCCUAUAAAGAAAUAUGUGUUGUAGUUGUCGUAGAAAUAGUAGUAUUCGAGAUUUGUGUUCUUUCACCUCCAGCUUUUCGCUUAGAAGCUGACAACUUUAACUUUGAUAUUGUAUGGUUUGAGAUUUGGUUCAUCUACUCCUUGCAGUUGGAAAAUAAACAUUUUGUGUUCAGUA
Molecule: messenger RNA, 1548 nt
Organism: Impatiens glandulifera
Lineage: Eukaryota; Viridiplantae; Streptophyta; Magnoliopsida; Ericales; Balsaminaceae
Product: probable protein phosphatase 2C 27
Exons: 4
Coding region: 100-1263 (387 amino acids)
Biological process (GO): protein dephosphorylation
Molecular function (GO): cation binding; protein serine/threonine phosphatase activity
Source: RefSeq, a predicted model, not a curated record